CAGGCAAGACGGGAGCCCGCGGGCCCCCAGCCCGGCCGGGCAGGAGGUCCGCGCGGCCAUGGGUCGGGGCACGCUGCUGUCCAGGCUGAGGCAGGCCUGCUGCUUGCUGCUGCUGCUGGGGGACUGCGGGGGACUGGGGAGCAGUGGGAAGCAGCGGGAGCUGCUGGAGGAGCGCCAGAGCGCUGUGACGGAGGCGGCACCGUGGGGCAGAGCGAGGUACGAGGCGGUGAAGAAGCAGCUGGGAGCCGUGGGAGCUCUCUCCAAGCAGUACUGGCAGUACCUGGCUUGCAGAGUGUGGCAGGAGGGCUGCGGGAAGGAGGAAAAGACCAGCCCCGGCCCAGGCUGGAGCUUGCCUCUGGUGGGCCAGGAUUACCUGGAGAUCCUCUCUGCUUGGUACUGCAGUUUUGGCAAGUGCUGCAAUACAGGAGACUGCCGGAUCAUCAACAAUGUCACAGGGCUAGAACUGGACUUCCAUGAGCAUCUCCACGGGCAGCACUUGGCCAAAGAAAUUGUCAUACGGGCACUGCAAGGGUUCCUGCAGAGCCCGCAGCCUCAGAAGGCUCUGGUCCUCUCCUUCCAUGGCUGGUCUGGCACAGGCAAGAACUUUGUGGCCCGCAUGGUGGCUGCUCACCUGUACCGGGACGGGCUGAAGAGUGAAUGUGUCAGGGUGUUCAUUGCGCUCUUCCACUUCCCCCACUACAAGUACGUGGACUCCUACAAGGUUCAGCUGGAGAAGCAGAUAAGUGAGACUGUGCAGCUCUGCAAGCAGUCACUGUUCAUCUUCGAUGAGGCAGAGAAGCUUCAUUUUGGCCUCCUGGAUGUCAUCAAGCCCUUCACAGCUCGCUCUGACAAGGGCCAGCAAGAUAACCGGAGAUCCAUCUUCCUCUUCCUCAGCAAUAUUGGUGGCAGUGCCAUCAACGAGGUUGCCCUGGACUUCUGGCGAGCUGGACGGGCACGAGAGGAGAUUCCUGCGGAGCUCCUGGAACAACAGCUGCAGCUGGAGAUGCUGCAGCUUGCAGAGAAUGGUUAUGCCCGCAGCCAUCUCCUUGAGGAGAACCUCGUUGAUUUCUUUGUGCCAUUCCUACCUCUGGAGUACCACCACGUGAAGCUCUGCGCACGGGAUGCCUUCCUGGCCCGUGGACUUCCUUACACAGAGGCAGCUCUUGAUGAGGUUGCCAGGAUGAUGGUGUUUGUCCCCAAAGAGGAGAAGCUUUUCUCUGCACAAGGCUGUAAAUCUGUAUCACAGCGCAUCAAUUACUUCCUUCCUUGAACACCAGGUGGGACUACAUCCCUGGUGAAGCUGAUUCCAUACACCAGGAGCUGCUCUCCUUGCACAAGGUCAGGCAAGCAGAUCACCCCUGCACAGGGGCAGGGACUGAACUCCAUAUUACUCCGAGGGCUGCUCACAGGGAAGGCAAUGCACUCUGCCCAACCUUACAGGUGGGGUGCCAGCAGGCUGAGCUUGGCUGGGUUUUUAAGUCCACAUGGUGUUUCUUACUCCCUCCUUCUAUCCUGAAGCAGUGAUUCGGCUGUGCUGACAGAUGCUUAGUUUCAUGUGAGUGGGAGUAUUGCCUGUUUGUUGCCGGUUAGUGAAAGCCCAGGCCAGACUGAUCCAGCACAAGCCACGGCCUCAUCCCUGUCCACAGCUUCCUCAGUCACAUACAGAAAAUGACUGCUUCAUCUCCACUGGAGAUUUUAAACCUACAGCCUUUUGCUUAGGAGUGACCUCCUCCUCUCUCUUAGUCUUUGUUCCAUGGAAGCAGCUGUGGGAUGAGGUGAGCUCCUGCUGAAAUCAUUUCCCUGAGCCAUUUGGUGAAGAGUGUGUUUGCUGCAUUGCAGGAGCUGGUUAGGGGAGAGACAGACAUGGGCAAAGAGCAGCUGAGGAGGACAGUGGGUGAAAUAACAGGUUGCAGUUGAAUUCUGGUUUUCAGAGCUGGAAUAAGAUAGUUUUUUCCCCCCCCAGUAUGUUGCGUGCUGUGGGGUUUUGGCUGGUAUCAGCAUUACUACACCAAGGGGCUGUUUGCUGUCUGGGUACUUGCCAGGUGAUAAGAAUGGACCAAAAUAUUUCAACAGUGAUAGAAGAAUCACUUUGUGACCUCGAGGUCAAAACUCCCUUCCAACACAGCUGCUGCACAGUGAGGUGAAUCAGCAGCUGCCAAGGACAGCUCAGCUACCUCAUGUGCGGACCUUUGAUCUACUUUAAGCUUGGAACGUCUCAGCAGUGCCAGUGAUGAGCAGCACAACUCCAGGGACAGGCUGAGCACUGCUCUGCAGCCUCUGAGGUUGCCGAUCUAAUCUGAUGAGGCUAUGUGAUCCAAGGCAGGGAGGCGAACCAGCUGCUCAUCUUGCUUCUCUCUGUACAAAGUUAGCUUAAGCCUGGCUGCUGACUCGAGGCUGGACCUAAGUGCUACGUCUACUUUUAUCAGGCAUUGCUCAGAGUUGGUUUAUGGGUGGUCAUUUCAUCACAUAUGUCAGUCCUGGAAACAGCAGAAAGGUGCCUGAGGGAAAGCAGCUCUUCAGUGGGUAUGCAGCCCUGCAGAACAGCACAGUUCAGGCUCUGCUUUACAACCAGCUGAUCUGCUUGGUUGCUUGUGAGGUCAGCCAGCGUGAGGUCAGUAAAGUUUUGGUUUUUUGAGUAACUGGCUUUGGGUUAGUACAGUGCAGGUUAGAAUAUGCUUUAGAAAAAUAAAGCAAUGUCUAGGCAAGGUUUUUUUUUGCCAAUAAAAUAUUGCAACCUUUAUUUAAAACAAAAUGCAAAUUGGCAAAACUUUGUGGAACGACAGGCAAAGAGGCCCUUCCAAGGCCUUAUUUACAUCAAGUUUAACACUGUUCGCAGUUCACAGUCAGACGAUAGUGAGAGAAUUAAAUUAGAAAAACAACCAAAAUAUAUUACAAUAACAAUUAAAAACAAAACAGUUGACAACACUGUAGA
This is a messenger RNA of Meleagris gallopavo (turkey), 2932 nucleotides long. RefSeq names its product torsin family 3 member A (gene TOR3A). The record is from RefSeq and is a predicted model, not a curated record. Gene Ontology annotation, molecular function: ATP hydrolysis activity; ATP binding. Gene Ontology annotation, cellular component: endoplasmic reticulum lumen; nuclear envelope. Lineage: Eukaryota; Metazoa; Chordata; Aves; Galliformes; Phasianidae.